GGCGGCGCUGGCGGAAGCGCGGGGAGCUCCCGCCUCCUGCCGGGGUCGGGGGUCAGCGGCGCCCGCCGGCUCCCAGCGCCCAUGGAGGGCUCGGGGGGCGAGGAGCAGGAGGCCGAGGGGCCGCUGCAGCAGCUGGUGAAGAGGCAGCGCAAGGAGAAGCGAGAGCUCCAGGCAAAAAUUCAAGGCAUGAAAAAUGCUGUUCCCAAGAAUGAUAAGAAGAGACGAAAACAGCUGGCAGAUGAAGUUGCCAAACUAGAGGCAGAACUUGAACAGAAGCACAAGGAGGAAUUAAAGCAGCUGAAGGAAGCUUCACCUGAACAGAAUAAGACAGAUUCCAUAGCUGAUGGGGUUGCAAAUAUAGAGCUUGAAGGAGUAGAGCAGCAGAUUCAGCAUCAUCGAAUAUCAAAAGCACAGAAGAGGCGGGAGAAAAAAGCUGCUUUGGAGAAAGAAAGAGAAGAAAGAAUAGCUGAAGCUGAGAUACAAAAUUUAACAGGUGCUAGACAUCUUGAAAGUCAGAAACUUGCCUCCCUGUUGGCAGCAAGGCAGUUAGAGAUUAAACAAAUCCCUUCAGAUGGCCAUUGCAUGUACAGAGCUAUUGAAGAUCAGCUCAAGGAUCACCAAAAUUCCUGGACUGUUGCCACUCUGAGAAGCCAAACAGCAAAGUAUAUGCAAAGUCACUUUGAUGACUUCCUGCCUUUUCUUACAAACCCUAAUACUGGAGAUAUGUAUAGCAAAGAGGAAUUUGAGAAAUACUGUGAUGAUAUAGCAAAUACAGCUGCAUGGGGUGGUCAGCUGGAACUAAGGGCUUUGUCACACAUUUUACAAACACCUAUUGAAGUAGUGCAAAUGGAUUCGCCUCCCAUUGUUGUUGGUGAAGAAUAUUCAGGCAAACCAAUAAUACUUGUGUAUAUGAGGCAUGCCUAUGGAUUAGGAGAACAUUACAAUUCUGUAAAAGUUCUAACAGAUGCUGCUACAGAAAACAGCAGCUAGCAUACAAAAGUUGUACAUUCACGUGGAUAACAGUUGCAUCGUGGUGUGUUGGGCUCCAGGAAAUUCCCAGUAAGACUGGAAAGUAAAUGGAAUGGAUUAUAAAUUAGAAAAAAAAAAUAAAAGGCCUGCAAGGUUUGACUAUCAAUCAGAAAUAACUGAAACCAAAACAAAACAAAAACCAAAACCACACAACAAUAUUGUGAAAUUGUUGGUAUUAAUUAUGUUUAGAAGAUCUGUAGAACGGUGUCUGUGUAGAUCACGUCUUUUUCAAUAGAGCUUCCUCUCAAUUCUGCAGAGAAAAUAUCAAGUAAUGAAAAUUCGUUUUGGUUAAUCUGCAUUUCUGCUGAAGAUUUAAGGUUACCUGUAGGUUCCUAUUCCAUUAUUUCUGUCAGAUUUUCACAAUAAUGGAAGAAUUCCGUUUGAAAUAACUGGUGAUAUUUUGGUUAUGGAAUAUCCUCUGCAGUGUUUUUGUAGCCCUAUCAGGAUCUAAUUUCAACAGUGUAGGAUUUAUUCCCUUCUUUAUUUGGGCAGAGAAGAUCUGGAAGUAAAUCCAGCAGCAGAAUAUCUUGCUUGGCUGAAGGACAUGCACAAUCUUUUAAAAGACUUUCAUGUAAGAUUUUUACCAAGGUUUGAUGUAGGGUUUAUUCUUUGCAGGUCACAGUAGGAAUUCAACUCAUGUGCAAGAGGAGCAUUGUUAUUUAGGACUGUACAUUAUACUGUCAGUGCAAGUUAACUGCACUGUUUAUUCUCCAUAAUCUUUCACCUAUUCAUUUUGGUGAAUCAGAAAACUUACAGAGCUCCUCAGUGUCCUCACUUCAGGUAUUGAAACUCAUCUGAACUCAUAAUUUCUGGAUCUGCUGAUCUAAGCACUUUGUCAUCUACAGUGUGAUGUUUUGUAAUGCUUAAAACAGCUGGUUACACACAGCUGUAGAAAUAACCACCUUGGGUUUUGUCAGUAACUGAAGGUGAUCUGGAAAAACGAAUUAUGUUUAUUUUAAUUGCUUCUUAUGAGGCACAGAGAAUGGAAAGGUUUUAAUAUGGCUUGACUUUUUACAUCAGAGAUGUAGAUUGUUGUAAAUGUGACUUGAAAAUUAGGAGCAUACUGAAACCAAAGUUUUAAUGCCAUUUUUUUAACAAGAAAGUGAUUUUUGAGUUUUUUAAAAAGCCUUAGUCAAUUAAAGAAUUGUCUGUGUUUUUCUUCUGCUGAGUUGGUUUGGAGAAAAGUGGUUCAUGAAAAGAUUAAACACCUUUGCCCUACUUUGAGGAUUAUGACCUAACAGUAUGUAUCUUGUAAUCUUUCAGUAAAGCUAGCCUGCAGACUUACAUUCCUGGAACUUAGAAAAAUCUGCUCUUACUUAAGAGGGAGAUAAAUGAUUACUUUAUCGGUCAGAUUAUGUCUGAUUUAAAGCACUUUGAGAGAGAGAAAAAAUCAGAUACUAACAGCAGGAGUUCUUGGACAAGCAGCUCUCCAGACUGGUGCCUGCUAGGAAAACAAAGUAUUAACCAGAUCAGGAGUUUUUACAUUCUUAUUUAUCUGUUACAGUAUAACAAAUAUAGCUGGUUUAUAUACCAGACCAGCUGGCUUACUGUAAAAUUCGGUUUACUACCUUGAUUGUAUACAAUGAUGGUUUUAAUUUCAAACAAAAAAAUAGGAUACAACAGCAUGGAAAAAAUGUUUCUAUUCAUAAUACCAUUACAAAUUUCACUAAAGAUAAUAGUACGAAGAAGUACUGUUCUCUGCAUUGCUUAGAAUUGAUGUGAUAUAAAAUGCACAUGCUGCAUUUUAUAGAUAUGCAGUUCUUUGGGGUUUUGGGUUUCAGUUUUGUUCGAUUAACUGAGCGAGAAAAGAUGCCAGAACUGGGUAACACCUGUACCAAGAGUUUGUCAUGUUGAAGAUGUUUACAGUUUGUAUAAAGUUAAAUAAUUUAAUAUAGUGAGUGAAAGAUCUUUGUUCAUGCUGUAUGGGACUUGCCAAAAAGUAAUAAAUUGGUUUAUUUGUGGCAAA
Messenger RNA from Sturnus vulgaris (Common starling), 2995 nucleotides. It is a transcript of the gene OTUD6B, whose product is annotated as OTU deubiquitinase 6B. Gene Ontology annotation, biological process: protein deubiquitination. The record is from RefSeq and is a predicted model, not a curated record. Lineage: Eukaryota; Metazoa; Chordata; Aves; Passeriformes; Sturnidae. Gene Ontology annotation, molecular function: cysteine-type deubiquitinase activity.